Messenger RNA from Scedosporium apiospermum, 792 nucleotides. RefSeq lists its product as uncharacterized. NCBI's taxonomy places the organism in Eukaryota, Fungi, Ascomycota, Sordariomycetes, Microascales, Microascaceae. The transcript has 2 exons. Gene Ontology annotation, molecular function: RNA binding. The coding region runs from base 1 to 792 and encodes 263 amino acids. The record is from RefSeq and is a predicted model, not a curated record.
AUGACGUCCACUGCCAACACCGUCGAGGUUAGGAAUAUCGCAUUGUCGACGUCCGACAAUGAGGUCAGGGACUUUUUCAGCUUUUGCGGCAAGGUGUCCGACAUCCACGUCACUGCCAACGCCGAAACCAAAUCCGCCACCGUAACCUUCGAAAAGGAAACGGCCAUGAAGACGGCUCUCCUCCUCAACAACACCCAGCUCGGCGCCAACACUAUCACCGUGACAAGCCCCACGGGCGCCACCUCCGAAGGCGGAACCCCCGAGGUGCACGCGGCCGACCGCGACACGGACGAGAUCACGCAGGAGAUGAAGCCGCGCGCCCGCAUCUUGGCCGAGUACCUAGCCCACGGCUACAUCAUCGGCGACGCGGCCCUCGAGCGCGCCAUCGAGCUCGACAACAAGCAUCAGGUCACCAACAAGUUCUGCGCCACUCUGCAUCACCUCGACGAGAAGUACCACGCUGCCGAUAGGGCGAGGGCCGCGGACGAGUCGUACGGCAUCACGGCCAAGGGAAAGAACUUCUUGACGGAGAUUGGGUCGUUCUUUGAAAAGGCGAGCAACACGCCCACGGGGAAGAAGAUCGUCAAGUUCUAUACUGAGAGCUCGAGGCAGGUGCAGGAUAUUCAUAACGAGGCUUUGAGGCUGGCGGAGUUGAAGAAGGAGGCUCAUGGUGGCAGCGCGUACAAGGCCUCUGGUCUUGAGAAGGUGUUUGGAAAGGAGCAUGAGAAGACGCCCCCUGCCCCAGGGCCAGCGGGUGAAAAGAGCGCUCCUGCGCCUGCCCCGACCUCUUAA